AUUUCGGUUUGGUUCGGUUUUUCGGGUUUUAAGAAGCCCAAAACCGAAUCCAAACCGAAAAACCGAAUUGGCAAUUUUUCCAAACCGAAUUAAAAAAAAUCCAAUCCGAAUUGUUAAUUCAGUUUGGUUGGUUCGGUUUGCGGUUUUUAUCCGUAUUACUUUCACCCAUACUGGUUAGUAAAGGAGUUUAAGAACGAACACAUGCUUUAGUUUUGCACCAAAUCAGAAAUCUGUAGUACGAUGAACUUAUGAUUAUAUUCAUGACAGUUGUGCUUACGACAUGUGAUUACCAAUUUCUACUAAAGAACAUAAUCAUCAGACCCACUACACUAGAGUAGGUGUUUUUAUAUAAAUAUCCCAAUUACAGGAACAUACUCUUGAAAAUAAGAAGGGCCAGUUUUUAUUAUGCAUGAAUCUAAUGAACAGACUAAUGAGGAUUAUACUUUCCAUGUAUGGUAGUUUAAGAGAGUGUGUUUGUUUAUAAAAUUGCUCUUACCACAUGCUUUACCAGGAAGUUUGUCCUACAAUACUUGGCUGUCAAUGUAGUAUGGCCAAUUAAUAUUUUAUAUACUUUUGGUCUUUUGGAUGAGACGUAGUAUGGCCAAAUAUUACCCAUUAAGUAUAGCCAAGGAAAAUGAGCAGUUAGCAGCCUAGCAGAACAUAUUAAAUAUAGAAAAUUGAGAUCAAAGAGUUAACUAAAUAUUAGAUCAACUGCUAAGAUUAUGAAGUCACUUGAUGUUGAAAGAAUCCAGGGAUAAGCUUUUUCGCAAAAAAAAUCCCCUCAUUUAAAGAAAUAAAGAUGAGAGUUGAAUAUUAGCUGCCGGCUUCGUUUACUCCAGCAGAAGAACAUUUCAUAUAUUUACAUUUUUUGCUCAUUUAAAAAUUUCUGCAUUGUUUUUUUCUAUUAUAUGGUAACCACAUGAUGAUCCACAUGAAGGUGGCUGCCGUAUUGCUUAAGCUAUAGCAAAUGCGUCUAUUAUCUGUCAGUUGGCCACUUUUUAAAAGGACUAUGUUCAGUGUACCUUGAUAAAGCUUCCUUGCAGCUAGUCGAGUUGCCUUACAUGAUGGGGUUCAUGUUGUCAAUUUCUAAGUAUAAGUUGAUGGAUGUGAAACGAUUUCCCUGAUUGGUGAUGGAUUUGAAAUCCCCACUUUUUUGUUGGCUGAAAUUGAUGUCCAUGUAAGAUCUUUUAUAUUUUGCAGGCAUUAAGUUGAUGACACUUAAAUUUUUUUAAUCCUGUAGAAAUAUGCGUCUAAUCAUCUGAGCAUUUUCCUAAUUCAUUCAACUUAUAUCUCCUCACAAACCACCUGUCCACCUCCAUCUCCUUUCCUUGCUGAUGCAAAAAACAGUGGAAAAAAGCUGGAAAUUGAAAGGGGAUGUAGAAUGAUUGCCUUUAUUGGUGUUGGAUACAUCAAACUUAUGUAUCUCUGUGAACAAGAUGUCUGAACAGUUCAACCAAGAGAUAUCAUUAACUGGUAAAAUACCCUCUGGCCUCUUCAAUUCUAUGUUUGACUUUUCGGGAUGUUGGCAAAAGGAUGCAGCCUACACAAAAACAUUGGCUUUUGAUGGGGUUUUCAUUACCCUGUAUACUGUUGCUUUAGAGAAAAGUCAGCUAGUAUUGUGUGACCAUGUAAAACAAGCUGUCCCCUCAUCAUGGGAGCCUGCUGCACUGGCUAGGUUCAUUGAAAUGUUUGGGACACACAUUAUUGUUGGAGUAAAGAUGGGAGGAAAGGAUGUUGUAUGCGUAAAGCAACAGCAUUCAUCACACCUUCAACCUGCUGAAGUGCAAAAAAAGUUAAAGGAGAUAGCUGACAAAAGGUUUUUAGAUGCAAAUGGGCAGUACGACAUGAAUUCUGGUCAUAUUUUUCAGGAUGGAAAGUUUGAUGUUCGGGAACAACGUCUGAGAUUUGCUGAUAUGAGUCCUUCUUGUUCAUAUUCACACAAGGAGGACAUUACUACCAUCUGUAAGAGGAGAGGAGGAAAUGAUAACAGGAAUAUUCCUCAUCAUGAGUGGUUACAAACUGUACAAUCUGAGCCAGAUGUAAUUUCCAUGUCCUUUAUCCCGAUCACAUCUCUAUUGAAUGGUGUCCCUGGGAGUGGGUUCUUAAGCCAUGCAAUAAAUCUUUACUUACGCUACAAACCACCGCUUGAAGAGCUUCAUCAGUUUCUGGAAUUUCAACUACCAAGAACAUGGGCACCUGUGUUCAGUGAGCUUCCCUUGGGCCCUCAACGCCGGCAACAAAACUAUGCCUCUUUACAGUUCAGUUUCAUGGGCCCAAAGCUUUAUGUGAAUACCACACCGGUUGAUGUAGGUAAGAGGCCUGUGACUGGCCUACGACUUUAUCUUGAAGGUAGGAAAAGCAAUCGUGUGGCCAUCCACCUGCAGCAUUUGUCAUCUCUUCCUAAGAUUUUUCAAUUGAAGGAUGAUUCUACCGGAAAUUUUUUGCAAGAACAAUAUGACCGGAGAUUUUAUGAGAAAGUUGGAUGGAAAAAUUUUUCUCAUGUAUGCACAGCACCGGUUGAGUCCGAUGAAGAUCUUCCAAUUGUAACUGGAGCCCAGCUGCAAGUUGGUGAUUAUGGUUUCAAAAAGGUACUCUUUCUUAGACUCCGUUUCUCCACUGUUCUGGGAGCCACACCGGUAAAAAACUCAGAGUGGGAUGGAUCACCAGGUUUGGGCCGCAAGUCAGGGCUCAUAUCAACCUUAAUUAGCCAACACUUCACGACUGUGGCAAAACCGCUGCCACAGCCAGCUGAUGUGAAUAUCAAUUCUGCUGUUUAUCCUGGUGGUCCUCCUGUUCCAGUUCAAGCACCCAAGCUUCUGAGAUUUGUUGACACCACAGAGAUGACAAGAGGUCCACAAGACACUCCAGGCUAUUGGGUUGUUUCUGGUGCAAAACUUGUCGUUGAAAAGGGUAAAAUCUCACUUCGCGUGAAAUACUCUUUACUUACUCCUAUUUUACCUGACGAGGAUUAGUCGGAAUAACUGCAUAGUAGUCUCCUUACUGGAAAUUGGGUGAAAAUCUCUGGGUUAAUCAUUUGAAGGAAAAUUUGUUGUGGAGUAAAUGAGGUGGAGUUUUCACGAUUGCUUGUGUAAUUUUUUUUGGAUGCAAAUCACCGUGCAACAGAAUGUGAAAGGUGGUGGGCAUUAUCGGCAAUUUUUAUGGUGAUUGAUCCGUGAACUUUUGGUUAUAUCCUUUUCACUUCACCCAACCAAAAAAAAAAAUUAAAUAAAAAAUUGUAAUUGUAAUGUAAUUUGUUAAUCUUCAUUUAUAAAAAGGAUAAAAGAGGCCGGGUAUUUGCAAUUGAAGUGCUUGUGUGUAUGCUUGACUCUGUUAACUAUCUUAACUAAGGCUGUCUUUGGUCCAAACUAAAAUCAGACUGGAAAUUGAUAAUUUAAGACUUAGAGAUCAGACUGAACAUUGGACCUGAAUCUUGUUGAAUUGUGUGAACCCUUAUAAAAACCUAUAUUGAACUUAUAGGUUAUUCUCUC
Messenger RNA from Chenopodium quinoa (quinoa), 3488 nucleotides. Its product is annotated as MACPF domain-containing protein At4g24290-like. Gene Ontology annotation, cellular component: plasma membrane. The record is from RefSeq and is a predicted model, not a curated record. Bases 1437 to 2972 code for a protein of 511 amino acids. Gene Ontology annotation, biological process: regulation of salicylic acid mediated signaling pathway; plant-type hypersensitive response. Lineage: Eukaryota; Viridiplantae; Streptophyta; Magnoliopsida; Caryophyllales; Amaranthaceae. The transcript has 7 exons.